Messenger RNA from Cryptomeria japonica (Japanese cedar), 1782 nucleotides. RefSeq lists its product as uncharacterized. The transcript has a single exon. Gene Ontology annotation, molecular function: chromatin binding; single-stranded DNA binding; DNA replication origin binding. Gene Ontology annotation, biological process: mitotic DNA replication preinitiation complex assembly; double-strand break repair via break-induced replication; DNA replication initiation. Lineage: Eukaryota; Viridiplantae; Streptophyta; Pinopsida; Cupressales; Cupressaceae. The coding region runs from base 1 to 1782 and encodes 593 amino acids. The record is from RefSeq and is a predicted model, not a curated record. Gene Ontology annotation, cellular component: DNA replication preinitiation complex.
AUGGUAAGAGAAACUAGUAUAAGCGAAUUCUAUAAGAAGCUUAGGGCUGCUGCACGAACAGCUAUAUCCCAUUACCCUUUGCACAUAUACCCAUCAACAACAGAUGCAGAUUCACUCUGUGCACUCAAGAUUAUAAUCUCAAUUUGUGCAAAAGAUGGCCUCAGAUAUUCAUGCUUUCCAGUUUCAUCAUUUGAAGAUCUGAUUGAAUUAGCGGGCAAAAAAUUGAUUUCACAGAAUGACCCACUGGCUGUUUUGCUCAUAAAUUGUGGAAGUUCAGAGGAUUUAAGAAGAUUUUUUAAGUUGGGUCCCAAAAUUAGGAUGUUUGUCAUAGAUAGCCAUCGCCCAAUUCACUUGCACAAUCUCCAUAAACUUAAUAAGAAUGUAAUUGUGCUCUAUACUCGAGAAGAUGAGAAUCAUGGGGAUUUGGCUUAUGAUUUUGAUGUCUCUGCUCUGGCAAAUACUGCAGCUUUUGACAGUGAUGAUGAUGAGGAAGGAGAUGAUAGUGAGAGUGAUGACUCUGAUGACAGUGAUGAAGAGGAGAAUAGAACCAGCAAGAGGAGGAGAUUGGGCGAAAGUGGAGAAGAUGAUAUUGCAGCAAUGAAAUUGUUGAAGAAAUGCAGGAGCAAGUAUUACAGAUCAGGCAAAUUUUAUGGUAGGCCUUCUGGGAUGUUGAUGUUUGACAUGGCUUACUUGACCCACACCAACACUGAUGAGUUGCUUUGGUUGGCAUGUGUUUCUCUGACUGAUCAGUUUGUCCAUGACAGAAUCACAAAUGAAAGAUAUAUAUCUGGGGUUAUGGAACUUGAACAGCAUGUGAACAGUGCAGGGCAUUUAGAAAUGGUAACUUCUGCUACUCUCAAGGAUGGUACAAAGGUCAGGGCUCCAGAUCAUUGCAGAAUAACAUACCAAGAGGAACCUAAGGUUGUGCUUCUGAGAGAGUGGAAUCUGUUUGAUUCAAUGCAAUGCUCACCCUAUGUUGCAACAAAGCUCAAGACAUGGAGUGAGAAUGGAAUGAAAAGAAUGAAGUUGCUGCUUGCACAGAUGGGUAUUCCUCUGACAGAAUCACAGCAGAAGUUCAGGUACAUGAGUAGGGAUUCCAAGAAGAGACUCAAGCUGGAGAUUGAGAAGUUCUCUUCACAGUAUGGGCUUAAUGAUCUCUACUACAGAAGCUUCCAAAGGCACCAUGGCUAUACAUCUCAGAUCUGUGCUGCUGAUUUUGUAUGUGGAGUGACUGCUCUAAUAGAGUCAUGGAGAGAUGAGAGCAAGAAAUCCAUUUCAGAGCAGUUCUGGUUAGCAUGUUCUUGCCUUUCUUUGAGCAAUUUGGGGGAACUAGAGAAGGGAUUAAAGAUGGGUGUUGCUGUUCAGAGCUCCAUUUUUAGGCAGGGAAGCUUUGCCAUGACUAAGAGGGGUUUUAUCAAGAGCACAAGAGGAUUCAGGUGGAUUAGGCUUGAGGAUUCAGGGGAUGUGAGUUUGAUGUGCUAUCCUCAAGCUCUGAUAAGGUUUUGCCACUUUGUGAUUGAUGCAUUGAGGGAGAAGGGGACAAAGACCAAGCCUCUGGUGUGUGCCUGUCCAUUUCCUAGGAGUAAGAAUGUUCUUCUUGUGGGUGUGAGCCAGAGGCCUGUUUUGGGUGCUCACUUUGGUAAUCUGUUUGGGCUUGCAUUCAGAGCUGUGGCAAAAGAAAUUGGUGAAGAAUAUGGGCACUUUGGAUUUGAUUCUUCAUGGAUCAAAAUAGAUUUUCAGAAUGUCAAUGCCUUCAUGCAAAAAAUCGCAGAAAAGUUUUAG